AUGCGUGGUAAUCGUGUUAUUUCAGUGCCCUUUGAAGAAGAUGACAAGGAUCCAAGCAUAUGGUUUCUUGACCACAACUAUCAUGAAUCGAUGUUUUCAAUGUUCAAGAGAAUCAAUGCUAAGGAGCACGUGGUUGGUUGGUAUAGUACAGGUCCAAAGCUACGGGAGAAUGAUCUAGAGGUUCACAGAUUAUUCCACAACUAUGUCCCAAAUCCUGUCUUGGUCAUCAUUGAUGUCCAGCCUAAGGAGAUGGGGAUACCCACUAAGGCUUACUAUGAUGUUGAAGAAGUGAAAGAGAAUGCUACACAAAAAAGCCAGAAGGUUUUCGUUCACGUGCCUUCAGAAAUUGCUGCUCAUGAGGUCGAGGAAAUUGGAGUGGAGCACUUGUUAAGGGACGUGAAGGAUACCACCAUCAGUACACUUGCAACUGAGGUUGCUGGAAAACUUACUGCUUUAAAUGGUUUGGAUGCACGGCUACGAGAGAUACGUGGGUACCUCGAUCUUGUUAUUGAUGGGAAGGUUCCAUUAAAUCAUGAGAUACUUUAUCAUUUACAGGAUGUGUUCAACCUGCUUCCAAAUCUCAACGUGGCUGAGUUAAUCAAGGCAUUUGCAGUAAAAACAAAUGAUAUGAUGUUGGUUUUAUAUCUUUCCUCUCUCAUCCGAAGUGUCAUUGCGCUCCACAAUCUGAUCAAUAACAAGAUGUUAAAUAAAGAACACGAGAAAGCUGAGGAUGCCAAACCGGCUACAGUCCCACCUGUCAGUGGAAGCUGAUUUUUUGUUUCAGCCUUUAAAGAGAGGGUGGUGCGAUCAAAUGAGUGGGGAGGCUUUACAGAGCUCCAGUCAUUUCAUGUAGACUUUGAAGCGUUUUUUUCUGGGUGUGCAUGAAAGUUGGAAAGUUUCCCAUUGACCAACCGCAGUUAGAAAUGUGGACAUCGACAAUGCAGGCUAUGUAUGAUAUCCAGGUCGUUUUUAUUACAUUCUUUAGAAACAUUUUCAACUACUGGAUGUUUUAUUGAUAUGAACCGUCGUAAUAGUAACAUUGAUCCGUUUGAUUUUGGAUGUAAUUUCUUUGGACCUUGAGCGGCAUGCUGUUGGCGAUAGGAGGGUUCUAAAAAAAGGAUAUGGUGGAUGUUUAAGGAGGACCUUUUAUUUUUAUGCAGUAAUGUUACUCUUGACACACAUUUCACUCA
Molecule: messenger RNA, 1190 nt
Organism: Corylus avellana
Lineage: Eukaryota; Viridiplantae; Streptophyta; Magnoliopsida; Fagales; Betulaceae
Source: RefSeq, a predicted model, not a curated record